Molecule: messenger RNA, 2160 nt
Organism: Kazachstania africana CBS 2517
Lineage: Eukaryota; Fungi; Ascomycota; Saccharomycetes; Saccharomycetales; Saccharomycetaceae
Gene: MAK5
Product: ATP-dependent RNA helicase
Exons: 1
Coding region: 1-2160 (719 amino acids)
Molecular function (GO): nucleic acid binding; RNA helicase activity; ATP binding
Source: RefSeq, a predicted model, not a curated record
AUGUCUAAGAAAGUACAAGUUAAACCAAAGGAUCUUAAAUGGAAAUCAGUCCAGGUCUCAGACACGUUAGACGAUUUUGGUGGGUUUUAUGGUCUAGAAGAAAUUGACGGUGUUGAUGUCAAGAUUAUUGAUGGUAAAGCCACUUUCUUCGCCACUGAAUCUAAAAAUAACGACGUUGAACAAGAACAACGUGAAUCAGAAGACCAGGAACUGAUUGAAUUCAAGAAUCUUGACGAUAUUGAAGAAGGUGAAUUAAGUGCUCUUUCAGAAUCCGACAGUGAUGACGAGGACGAUGAAAUUGAGGAUGAAGACAAUUUAAACGAUGAUGACGAUGAACUAACAGAAAACGUUUUCUCUGCAGAUCUCGAUCUACAAGAUGUCGUCUCACUUGUAGAACUUCCCGAAUGGACAAAAUUAGCUAAAUUUUCAAUGACUACUUUACAAGGUUUAGCCAAAUUAGGUUUUACUAAGCCGACAGAAAUUCAAGCAAAAACAAUCCCUUUGGGCCUUGGAAAUCACGAUAUUAUGGGUAAAGCAUCAACAGGUUCCGGUAAAACUUUAGCAUAUGGUAUUCCAAUGUUGGAAAACUUCGUUAAAUCUUUCAAAUCGAAAGAUAAUAAUCGUGCCAUUGGUUUAAUUUUUACUCCAACAAGAGAGUUGGCUCAGCAAGUUACUCAACAUUUAACGAAAGUAAGUGAACUGAUCCUAAAGGAGAAAAAUAAGUACGCUAUCUUAUCUUUAACUGGUGGUCUAUCCAUUCAGAAACAAGAAAGAUUGUUAAAAUACCAAGGAAGUGGUAAAAUCGUCAUAGCUACACCAGGUAGAUUCUUAGAACUGUUGGAGAAAAAUAACGAAUUGAUUGAAAGGUUCGGAAAGAUUGAUACUUUAGUCUUAGAUGAGGCUGAUAGAUUAUUACAGGAUGGUCAUUUUGAUGAAUUUGAAAAAAUUUUGAAGCUUUUAGGUAAUUACAGAAAGAAAUCAAGUAAAUCCCAUUGGCAAACAAUGAUCUUCUCCGCCACGUUCUCGACUGAUUUAUUCAAUAAACUGGCCUCAAAUCAUAAUCACAAUAAAAAUAAAAAUGAUGGUGAAAAUGAAAUGGAAACUGUCCUGAAGCAUCUAAUGACAAAGAUACAUUUUAAAUCAAAACCUGUUAUUGUUGAUACUAACCCAGAUGAAAAAGUGAGCUCACAAAUCAAGGAAUCAUUAAUAGAAUGUGCUCCAAUGGAACGUGACUUAUACGUCUAUUAUUUCCUCGCCAUGUAUCCAGGUACUACUUUAGUCUUUUGUAACGCUAUUGAAUCAGUGAAAAGAUUAAAUGCCUAUUUGAAUUUAUUAAACAUCUCAUCUUUCCAAAUUCAUUCAUCAAUGACUCAAAAGAACCGUUUGAAGAAUCUAGAAAAAUUUAAACAGCAAGCACAACAUAAUUCUGUCUUGAAUAAAGCAACUGUACUCAUUGCAAGUGAUGUUGCUGCAAGGGGUCUGGAUAUCCCGGGUAUCCAGCACGUCAUUCAUUACCAUCUACCUCGUACAGCAGAUGUUUAUAUUCACAGAUCAGGUAGAACGGCUCGUCACAAGAAUGAAGGUGUCUCUGUCAUGAUAUGUUCUCCACAAGAAUCCAUGAGUUCGUUAAGAAAGUUAAGGAAAGUCUUAUCUUCCAACGAAGCACAUCUGAAGAAAGGUAAAUUCAGAAGCAAGCAAAAAUGGCAAAAAACUGUCCCAUUGUUACCAAUCGAGAUAGAUAUUGUUUCUCAGUUAAGAGAACGUAGCAAAAUAGCUUCGGAAUUGGCUGAUCAUGACAUUGCAUCAAAAUCUCUAAGUAAAGACGAUAACUGGUUGAAGAAGGCUGCAGAGGAUCUAGGUAUUGAUGCAGACUCUGAUGAUGAAAAUAAGGAUACAUAUCUGGCUAAAAAUAAGACAAAGAAGAUAAACAAAACAAUGGCUAAGGAUCAAGCAAGAUAUUCUAAGGCCCACUUAAAUGAACUUUUAAGUAUUCCUUUGAGAAAGGACAUGAGAAAGAAAUAUUUAACCGGUGGGUUAGUUAACCUUGCUGAUAACUUGGUCAAGAAGAGAGGACACAACUCUAUUAUUGGUCAAGAAGAAAUUGGUGCGCUCGCUUUGUUAAAGAAUAAAAAGAAUGCCAAUAAGAGAACUAAGAAAUAA